Equus quagga is the source of this 1151-nucleotide messenger RNA. RefSeq names its product dehydrogenase/reductase 7C (gene DHRS7C). The record is from RefSeq and is a predicted model, not a curated record. NCBI's taxonomy places the organism in Eukaryota, Metazoa, Chordata, Mammalia, Perissodactyla, Equidae. Gene Ontology annotation, biological process: regulation of release of sequestered calcium ion into cytosol by sarcoplasmic reticulum. Gene Ontology annotation, cellular component: sarcoplasmic reticulum membrane. Gene Ontology annotation, molecular function: all-trans-retinol dehydrogenase (NAD+) activity. The transcript is spliced from 7 exons. Bases 162 to 1100 code for a protein of 312 amino acids.
UUAGCGCAGUGAGAGCUAUAAAUAGCCAUUAGGGCCCAAGCAAGUGGCCUUAACACAUGGAUUUCCUUCCAAAAAUGCAGACCCAUUUUAAUUAAAUUUGCAAUUAGCCUUUGGGAGGGCAGGCCCCCUGGAUUCUGUUUGCUUUCGGAGACACCAACAAGAUGGGAGUCACAGCUGUGCUCAUGCUGCCCCUGCUGCUGCUGGGGAUCAGUGGCCUUCUCUUCAUCUACCAGGAGGUGUCCAGGCUCUGGUCAAAGUCAGCCGUGCAGAACAAGGUGGUGGUGAUCACCGACGCCAUCUCAGGACUGGGAAAGGAGUGUGCUCGGGUGUUCCACACAGGCGGGGCAAGGCUGGUGCUGUGCGGAAAGAACUGGGAGAGGCUGGAGAUGCUAUAUGAUGCCUUGAUCAGUGUGGCUGACCCCAGCAAGCAGACAUUCACUCCAAAGCUGGUCCUCCUGGACCUCUCGGAUAUCAGCUGUGUCCAAGAUGUGGCAAAAGAGGUCCUGGAUUGCUACGGCUGUGUGGACAUCCUCAUCAACAACGCCAGCGUGAAGGUGAAGGGGCCUGCCCAUAAGAUUUCUCUGGAGCUCGACAAAAAGAUCAUGGAUGCCAAUUACUUCGGGCCCAUCACAUUGACCAAAGCCCUGCUUCCCAACAUGAUCUCCCGGAGGACAGGCCAAAUCGUCUUAGUGAAUAACAUCCAAGGAAAGCUGGGGAUCCCGUUUCGGACAGCUUAUGCUGCCUCCAAGCACGCAGCACUUGGCUUCUUUGACUGCCUCCGAGCCGAAGUGGAGGAAUACGACGUUCUCGUCAGCACCGUGAGCCCCACUUUCAUCCGGUCAUAUCACGUGUAUCCGGGCCACGGAAACUGGGAGGCCUCCAUCUGGAAAUUCUUUUUCAGGAAGCUGACCUACGGGGUACACCCUGUGGACGUGGCCGAGGAGGUGAUGCGCACUGUGAGACGGAAGAAGCAGGAGGUCUUCAUGGCCAACCCCAUCCCCAAGGCGGCUGUGUACAUCCGCACCUUCUUCCCAGAGUUCUUUUUCGCUGUGGUGGCCUGUGGGGUGAGGGAGAAACUCAGUGUCCCAGAGGAGGGUUAACUGCAGGAGGCCAAAUGGGUCACCCCGAUGGGAAUAAAGGCUUUCCUGGUA